Molecule: messenger RNA, 1614 nt
Organism: Diaporthe citri
Lineage: Eukaryota; Fungi; Ascomycota; Sordariomycetes; Diaporthales; Diaporthaceae
Exons: 5
Coding region: 1-1614 (537 amino acids)
Molecular function (GO): iron ion binding; monooxygenase activity; oxidoreductase activity, acting on paired donors, with incorporation or reduction of molecular oxygen
Source: RefSeq, a predicted model, not a curated record
AUGGCUGUCUCGUUGCUGGGCGGCGUGGAGCCGAGCGCGUCCCUAGUGGGCAAGUCCCUCGGGAUCGCAGCUCUGGCCGGGCUGGCGAUGUUCUUCACGCGUCUCUAUCAGGCCAGGACCCGAUUCCGGAAUAUGAUGAAGAAGCACCACAUUCCCACCUUGCCUCACUCGUUCUUCUCUAAACUCGGAAUAAUAUACGCCAUGACCAAGGCGUACCCAGAAAUCUGCGAGACCGGCCUGGUAUAUUUCGACUCGUGGCCCCUGAGCGAGGCGACACUUGCUGUCUUCGACCCUGAUCUGAUGGCCCAAUUUACCCAGGACCAGGACAGGUCCUACUUGAAGUCACCCAUGUUCAGCGUCGAACUGGAGCCCCUGACAGGUCUGAAUGAUCUGGUGACAAUGGAGGGUCAGGAAUGGAAGACCUGGCGUAGUGUCCUUAAUCCGGGCUUCUCAGCCAAAAACCUCACCGCCCUCCUGCCCGCCUUCCUGGAGGAGAUUCAAGUGCUCAAGGAGAGGCUUGUGAAGGUUGCUGGGUCAGGGGAGGUGAUCAAGAUGGAGGAGACGAUCCAGCGGGCUACCGUCGAUGUUAUAUGCCGGGCAGCAUUGGGAUUUAGACUGCACAGCCAGACAAGGGAGACCCCAUUUGUCACGACGCUGCAAAGUCAGAUAUGGUGGCUUGUCUGUGACACAAGCCUUCCGAACCGAAUCGAGACCAUGAUCCCAUUCAGACGGCUCAUUCUGUGGGACAACAACCGCAAGAUGAAGAAGUUCCUCGCCCCCUUGAUCGAGGAAGACAUAGCCAGGCUGGACAGGGGCGAGGUCUCCCAGGCCAAGACCAUCAAUUACCUCGCCAUCAAGGCUUUCCAGUCCGAGGUGCAGCAGUCAAAUGGCUCGGCCGCCACCACCAGCAAGACGCCGCGCGUCGACCCCAAGUUCCUCGACUUCGCCAUCUCACAACUCAAGAUCUUCAUCUUCGCCGGGCACGACACCACCGCCUCCACCGUAUCCUUCGCCUACAGCCGCCUCUACCGCCACGCAGACGUCCUAGCCAAGACCCGCGCGGAGCACGACCAGGUCCUGGGCCCAGACCCGUCGCAGGCCUUCGCCCGGCUGACCGAGAACCCCGAGCCUCCUCAACCAGGUGCCGUACACGACGGCGGUGAUCAAGGAGACGCUCCGCCUGUACCCGCCCGCGGCGACGGAUUCCUGACGCACCCGGCCACGGGCAAGGUGGACCCGACCGACGGGCUGCUGCUGUGGUCGACGAGCUUCGCGACGCACCGCAUGGGGGCGUACUGGGCGCGGCCCGACGAGUUCCUUCCCGAGCGGUGGCUGGUGCGCGACGAGGGCGACCCGCUCCACCCGCGCAGGAACGCGUGGCGGCCGUUCGAGCUGGGGCCGAGGAACUGCAUCGGGCAGGAGCUCGCGCAGGUCGAGGUGCGGGCCAUCCUGGCCAUGACGGUGCGGGACCUCGACAUCGAGCCGGCGUACCCUGCUGGUGCGCCCGAGGCGCUGGGCGAGAAGGCGUAUCAGGCGAUGGGCUUUGGUGACAUUACUGGGCAUGUGAAGGAUGGGUUCCCUGUGAGGGUUAAGUUGAGGGCUGGUGGGAAGUAG